UAUCUGUCAAACACAAGUUAUACCAAAAGAGUUGAGCAUAAUAGAAAACUUUAUGUAAUACUUUGUGAAUAAGGUAUUGCAUUGGAAGAUGUAGCAGUUGGAAUUAUAUACAAAUAUGAUAUUAUAUCAAAUGUGAGAACAGAAGAAACUGUUUAACUUGAAAGCAUGGAGAAGAGAGGUAGUGCUGAACUUCUGAAUGUUGAACAAAACAAUUCUAAAAAUGCCAGCUCCGAUUCUCUCAAUUCAGACAGCAAGAGCAGCUCUCUUAAUUCUAAGAUGGGUCAAGAAUCGGAAAGCUGGGAUAAAGCAUCACAUUCCAAAAGUUUUUCCUCAAGCUCUACUUCAACAGAUAAUAAUAUUGUCUCUGCUUUAGAAGCGAGAAAAGACAAUCAAGUAAAAAAUUUAUCUGGUGGAGAGACAGGCCCACCGCUUUUAAAUGGGGAACGUGUACAAGGCAUUGCUCAUGAAGUGACUUAUGUGUGCCCUUAUUCAGGACCAGUCAGGGGAAUUCUUAGUAUUACAAAUUACAAACUUCACUUUCGAAGUGUAGAUCGUGAAACGCCUUAUGUAGUUGAAGUACCUCUAGGUGUUGUUAGUAGAAUUGAAAAAGUUGGCGGUGCGUCUAGCAAAGGCGAAAAUUCUUAUGGCAUUGAAGUCUUCUGUAAAGACAUGCGAAAUCUUAGAUUUGCUCAUAAGCAAGAAAAUCAUUCCAGAAGAGAUGUUUUUGAGAAACUUCAACAGUAUUCCUUUCCUUUAUCUCAUAAAUUACCCUUAUUUGCGUUUGAAUAUUCCGAAACAUUUUCUGAAAAUGGAUGGAAUGUUUACGAGCCAAUAGCGGAACUAAAACGAAUGGGAGUAAACAAUGAUAUGUGGAAGAUAUCGAAAAUCAACGAUAUGUAUUCGAUAUGUGACAGUUAUCCAGCCGUCUGGGCAGUACCUGCAGCAGCAACUGAUGAAGAUUUACAAGCAUCGGCAGCAUUUCGAAGUAGAGGGAGGCUUCCGGUACUGUCGUGGAUCCACCCAGAAAGUCAAGCAACAAUAACUCGUUGCGCUCAACCAUUAGUAGGUGUUGGUGGUAAACGCAGUCGCGAAGACGAGCGAUACGUUCAGCUAAUAAUGGACGCCAAUGCACAAAGUCAUAAACUUUUUAUCAUGGAUGCCCGACCAAUGCCUAACGCAGUGGCAAACAAAGCUAAAGGUGGUGGUUACGAGAGUGAAGACGCUUAUCAAAAUGCAGAGCUCGUAUUUCUUGAUAUUCAUAAUAUACAUGUAAUGAGAGAAAGUCUUAGAAAAUUAAAAGAAUUAUGUUUUCCGACAAUUGAUGAAGCCAGAUGGUUAUCAGGAAUAGAAUCUACCGUUUGGUUAAAGCACAUAAAAUACGUACUUGCGGGUGCACUACGAAUUGUAGAUAAAGUUGAAAAUCAUAAAACUUCAGUGUUAGUGCACUGUUCGGAUGGUUGGGAUAGAACAGCACAGCUCACAGCUCUUGCCAUGUUAAUGUUAGAUCCAUAUUACAGAACCAUCAAAGGUUUUGAAGUGCUUAUAGAAAAAGAAUGGCUUAGUUUUGGUCAUAAGUUUCAACAGAGGAUCGGUCAUGGUGACGAACAUCAUAGUGACGCAGACAGAUCUCCGGUAUUUUUGCAGUUUAUGGACUGUGUGUGGCAAAUAAGUCGUCAAUUUCCUAAUGCGUUUGAGUUCAACGAACAUUUUCUAAUCACUAUCCUCGAUCACUUGUAUUCUUGUAGAUUUGGAACAUUUCUCUUUAGCAGUGAACGCGAAAGAGUUCAGGAACAAGUGAAACAAAAAACUGUUUCCUUAUGGUCAUAUACAAAUAGUCAGUUAUCAUUGUAUCAAAAUCCUUUGUACUGGGCUGCUCCUAAUUAUCAACCGGUUUUAAUGCCAAUUGCUAGUAUGAGAUACAUUAAACCAUGGAAAAGUCUGUAUUGCAGAUGGAAUCCUAGUAUGCGACAGCAGGAUCCUGUUUACCAACGAACGAGAGAAUUACUAGUUUUAAAGGAACAACUCGAAAAACAACUCGAGGAAGGCCGUCGUGAACAGGCUAGUCGAGCAAAUCGAUCAAUGACAUCACCGGCACCACCUAGGAUACAUUCCCCAGUCCAUUCGUAGCACGACAAAGAUACUUUU
Eufriesea mexicana is the source of this 2145-nucleotide messenger RNA. It is a transcript of the gene mtm, whose product is annotated as phosphatidylinositol-3-phosphate phosphatase. Lineage: Eukaryota; Metazoa; Arthropoda; Insecta; Hymenoptera; Apidae. The record is from RefSeq and is a predicted model, not a curated record. Bases 166 to 2127 code for a protein of 653 amino acids. Gene Ontology annotation, molecular function: phosphatidylinositol-3-phosphate phosphatase activity; phosphatidylinositol-3,5-bisphosphate 3-phosphatase activity. The transcript is spliced from 10 exons. Gene Ontology annotation, biological process: phosphatidylinositol dephosphorylation. Gene Ontology annotation, cellular component: cytoplasm; membrane.